Molecule: messenger RNA, 3523 nt
Organism: Toxotes jaculatrix (banded archerfish)
Lineage: Eukaryota; Metazoa; Chordata; Actinopteri; Toxotidae
Exons: 7
Coding region: 175-1425 (416 amino acids)
Molecular function (GO): cell-cell adhesion mediator activity
Source: RefSeq, a predicted model, not a curated record
UAGAAAACACUCGGAUGAGUAAACUGCUGUACUGCAGUGAUGUUUCAGAAGACUGCUGGAUCGUAAGGAUGGGCAAGAUGUUGCAGAGGUAGAACAUCUCCAACUGCUGGCUUUUCACUUUUGCAUUAGGACUCAAGUAUAGUACCACUCCUCCAUCUCCCUGUUAAAUGAGCAAUGAAGAAGAUGAUGAUCCAGGCCGCCUGUAGGAAAGGUCUGCAGGUGUGUUUACUCCUGCUGCUGGUGGGAAGACUACAGGGCAGGGUAACAGCACCAGAGCAUCUUGAAGCUCCAGUGGAGAGGCCCUUCACUCUCACCUGCAGUGUUUCAAGGGAACGAGGUGAAACCCUGAGGCAGGUGCGUUGGCUGGAUGUCCAGAACCAGACCCUGCUGAGUUACCAACCCGGUAACAGAGACAGUGUGAGUGGACAGCAGCAUGUGGAGCUUGCCACCUCCUCAAAGGACUCCUCAGCUAUCACCAUCCGCAGGGUGGGCUUCCGCGAUGAAGGCUGCUACACCUGUAUCUUUGACAUGCAUCCUUCUGGUUCAAAGCAGGGAAGGACCUGCCUCACUGUUACCUCACAAAUCACUGCUGACAGCAACAAGACAGCUGUGAGCGGAAAGAAGGCGUCCCUCUCAUGCUCCUACGGUUUGCCUGAAAAGGUGCAACACAUCACAUGGAGAUACACUUCUGCAAAAGGAGACUUCAGAGAAGUGGCUUCCUUUGCAAAGCAGAGUGACCCCAUGAUUGAGCCACCGUACCAGGGAAGGGUCUGGCUCAGUGCCUCCUUGUCUGAUACCCAGCUCACCAUCCAACCUGUCGCUAUCCAGGACGAGGGCUGCUACACUUGCCUGUACAGCACACAUGACGAGCUAAAGAGCUCCAUGGUUUGCCUCUCCACCUAUGUGCUGCCCAAACCCCAGGUGAGCUACAAGACCACCUCUCCAGGUGUGAUCGAAGCCAACUGCACCUCUGUGUCGCGACCCCCAGCAGAGAUCGUGUGGAACGUGGAGAGAGAUAACCGCACCAUGGGCCCCCCGGUUACCACACAGCUCCCACAGGGCGACGGGACCACUCUGGUCAUCAGUACACUGACUGUCCAGUCAGGGCUGCUGAAAGACGUGUCCGUCAAAUGCUUGGUCCACCACAAAGGGCUUGAGUCACCGAUUGCUGUAUCCAUGAACACUAAAAUUGGGACGGCUCUUACCAUCCUGAUCUCAGUCACUACAGUGGCAGCUCUGUUGGUCAUGUCGCUCUGCUUCUGCCUUUGGAAGUGUUUUCUGCGCAAAGAAGCGGCAGAAAAGGAAGUGGCGCACAUCAUGCCAGGAACCCUGCUCCCUUCCCAUUGGCUCACAGACCUAGGGUCCCCUUAUGUGAGGUCUGCCACUGCAACUGCCUCUUCUUGCUCUGAUGAAGACAUGCUUUAGGUUGAAAUGUUAUUUGCCUUGGACCUUUGCACCUUAUUAAAAUGUUCUAACUAGAACUGUUUCCUCCAGACCUCAUCAUUCCAGAUUACGUAUUGUUCAAGCUCAGACAGCAGAAGUAUCCCAGUACAGUUAUUACUAUUUUAAACGAAUUUUGAAGUGCUUCGUAUUUUUAUAAUGUGUGCUUUCAUUGUGUGUCGUGACGUCUCCUGCUCUUCGUGCAUUUCUUUUCAGUGGAUUAAUUUUUCAGAACAGACCAGGGCCUGAAAAGAAGAGACAGGGCUUCUCAGAGCCAGCCUUGCAGAACUGAUUCCCUGCAUCAUCACCACCAUCAUCAUCAUCAUCAUCUUGAUACAAAGGGAAGAUGUUCUAACACACCUCUAUAGGUGUGUCCAACACAAUCCUGUUUAUGAGCACCAACCGUAGGACAUUCAACUCUGCUCUUCUGCCUCUGCAUCUGACUCUUAUAUAAUCUCUAGGCUGUUCUCACAUGAAGUGUGUGAGGAAAUGUUGACUGGAUCAUGUUUUUUUUCCUCUCUCUGGCUCUGUAAUUCAUUGAGUCAAUAGCUACAGAUUCCAGCAGAGUCAUUGUAUGGUAAAUUAAAGUACAGUGAUUCUGCUGUUAUAGCAAAAAACAAAAAACAAAAACAAAAACACAUCAUCGACAUGGGUACUGUAUUUUAGUUUAAGCUGAUCACAUAGAUGCCAUUCUGCUUCCAUAAAUACUCACUAGCUCACCAGGUGUGAGUUAAUCCAUGGCCAACAACACUCACUGUUUACUGCUGUUUGAGCAACAUUUGCUAAAAACUAAAAGCUUUUGUUCAAAAAACGUGUAUUCAUGCCCUAUUUUCAAAGAUUCAUGUUCUACUUAGUCAAGCCAAGACACCCAAGCCAAAUUUGUAGAAAUGUACCUGGAUAUUUUUGGAAUUUUCACGGGAUUUUUGACAAUAAGAAAGAUAUAGAACAUUGCCUGCCUUAUCCUUCAAAUAACACGGCUAAUGGGCACUAUGAGCCUCCCUUUAAGGUUUUUCUUCUUCGUGUACCUCAGUCGAUUGCCUCUGUGUAUUGUGAGAGGGGCGUGGGAUCAUGGCUAGUCUUUGUUAGAUACUAAUUAAAAAGGCUACAUGCUUAUGUCUUGUUUGUAUAAUAUCUACUGCAAACUUUUCUUAAUGUUUUAAAGACUUUGUGUGUGUGUGAGAGAGAGAGAGAGAGAGAGAGGAUGUGUGUAUGGAUGUGUUUAAAAGUUAAAUUCCAUAGACAAAUAGCCUGGAUCAAUUCCCUGAGGGAGCAAAGCUGAAACCUUUUUGGUGCCUCUGAAAGGAAUGCGUGUCUUGUUGCAAGUCAGACGAGUUCCUGUGUGUGAACUCAGGUUUGACUGUGGUGGGGUGUUGAGAUGGGGUGGCUCAGUGGUUUUAGAAAGUACUUGAGGGCUGCAGAUAAAACACUGUGCUCCCCUAAAUAUGCUUGAACAAAACCCUAAAGGCCAGCUCACAUUUCUGUUGCUCUAGGUUAAAGUGGCACCUACAUGACUAAAAUAAAAAUGUAAUGAUGCAUCGGGGAUAUAUUGUGUUUGUAUGUGUGCAUGCAUUUAAAAAGCGGAAGCUUGAUGCUGAAAUAGUCUUGCAUAUCAAAGCAUAUGAUUUGAAUCUGUCAGUUAUUUACUUUCUCAGCGGAAGAAUGGUAUGCAGGUUAUCCGACUUCAGAUGCAGUACUUCAAUCGCAUUCCUUUCCUCAGUUGAUUUUCUGUAGCAUUCCUCUGUCUGAGUUUCAGUAUGUGCAUACAACAUUGAUUAUGAGCUCAGAGCUUACAUUAGAAUAACUCUGAAAUAUAGUUUCAGAUAAUUUUUUAAAUAAAUGGAAAUGUGUCCCCGUAUCCAGUCCUGUCAAGAAAAAACGAGGACAAGAUGAAAUGGUAUAUUAUGACCAGCUAUGUAAACUUGACAUAAUAAAAGCAACAAACUGAAUAAUAAAAAUAUAAAACAUAAAAAGUUUCUGAAUCUUUGUCAGUUUAAAGUCUUGCCACCCUUUCAGCUCAGCUUUGUACACUGGAUUUAUAAAAACAUAAAAUUCCUUUCUGGUGGGCCUGACCUGCCUGCCAGAU